Molecule: messenger RNA, 2769 nt
Organism: Arvicola amphibius (Eurasian water vole)
Lineage: Eukaryota; Metazoa; Chordata; Mammalia; Rodentia; Cricetidae
Gene: Efhb
Product: EF-hand domain family member B
Exons: 14
Coding region: 1-2769 (922 amino acids)
Molecular function (GO): calcium ion binding
Source: RefSeq, a predicted model, not a curated record
AUGUGUUCAUUCGUGAGAGUGGGGUCCCCUAAAGCUUUGCAAACUUCCCUAGAGCCAAAUACAGCUUCCCCGUUAAAGAUGAAUUCCCUGGGAAGGAUGAGGACACCAGAAAUCAUGGAGGUUGGACUCACCCAGGAAAAAAAGGACGACUUAAUAGAUAGGGCACUUGGGGAUUCAAAAUCUUCCACAGACCUGGGGCUUGGAAUGAGACUAGGACAAAACCCAAGGUGGAGGGAGAGGAUGGCAUCACCAGAAACAAAAUCGCCGCCUUGCCAUGCUCUUGGAGUAGGAUUGGAAAGACGUAAUCUUUCUAGAACACCUAUGGAGCCGGAUAAUUUAGGACGCCAGAGGGGCUCCCCUUUCCAGGGACCAAAACCUCUGGGUGUGUUACCAGGAAGAGUGGAGUCAGAAAAGGAGGGCCUUCUGCCUCGGUUUCCCUACGGAGGGACACUUCAGCCUCCUUUGGGUACAGAGUUUGCAAGUCCACAGGCGGCGGGAAGCACAGGGAGGCCUGUCACCUGUGGACCUGCAAGGACGGAGGCUAUAGCAGAAAAGCAGCCUGUUGUGGGUUUGGAAUUCAGAAAAGGACUGGAAAAAGAGCCCAGCUGUGUUGUGGUGAACCCCUAUGCAGAGAAGCCCUCGGAGAAGGUAGACAUUGGGUUGCCACAAACCCAGGAACCAGGUGAAUCCAAGAAUGCAGAGCCUCAAAUAGGCUUAGUAACAGAACCUUGUGAGUGCCCCUUUGCCCAACAACCUGAGGAGGAAAAGGAGCCCACUGCCAUGGAACCUGGAGUGGAGGCUCCAGCACACAUCAGACCCAUAUAUUCUGGAAAAUUCUUUGACCGGAUGCCUUGCUUGCCAAGUGCAGGAAAAGUUAAGCCAGUUGGAUACAGAGUUGCAACCUGUUUGACGGAAAAACUUCCCAGGCUUACUACUCCCCCAGAAGCAAAGAAAUAUUUCAAUUUCAGAUAUCCACCUCCUGGAGAAGGAAGAGUAUUUUAUGGCAGAGCAAAUGAUCCCCAAAUUGCACCUUAUUUGACACAUGGAAUAAGAACUAAAUUUUCAAUACCGGUGAGCACAUUGGUAAACCCACAGCCCAUUACCACAUUUCAACAGAAAAUUAAAGACAAAAAAGAAUCUAUAUAUUUUAGCAAUCAACGGGCACCACUGGGAAAAUCUCAUGAUCAAACACCAGGAUUGCCUAAAGGAAUGGAUAUAAUCAACACGACAUUUGGGUCACCAAUUAUCAGAGAGCUGUCUGCUAGUGGCAUUGUGAAUCCACCAAAAGCCUUCGAAGAUGUGUUUAAAGAAGGACAAGAAGGACAUGAUUUGUACAUUGUCUCUCACCAUGAUUAUUUUGCAGGAAUUGGAGAGUUGGAUCAGUGGUUGAAAGUGUACUCUGCUCUUGCAGAGGGCCAGAUUUUGGUUCACAGAACCCAUAUUGGGCAGUUCUUACCCACUUAUAACUCAGGUUCCAAUGGGAUCCAACACUCCUUUCUGGCCUCCAGCAUCCGUAGGAGAGCAAUGCUUGCAGCCAGCUUUCCCAACUCUCAAGGAAGACCUGGCUUUACUCUGCUUUCUGCCAUCUUUAGGGAGUAUGCAGCUGGGCAUCUAACUGCCUACUCUUCUGCCAGUGUUGUUCCUAUUGUUAGCAGCCACAAAGGCAAAGUCUCAUUCUUUGCUAGGAAACGAGGAGCUAAAAUUACAUCCCAAAGGGUUGAUGACUUCAAGGAAAAGUUUCAACACAAACUUGGAAGAGUUUUAGACCCAAUUGCAGAAACUAUGAAUGUUGACCCAGGCCACACAUUUGGAGCUUGCCUUAAGCCUGAGGACUAUGGAGCUGGUGAUCUCAUCCAUUACAGACGCCCUGGUGAAUAUCUUCGUGGCAAAGACCGCCAGCGAGCCGUGAUUGCCGCUGCUCGUCAUCACUUGAAGAAAUUUAAUUACCAGCACUUUAACACUUUGCUGUCGGCUUUCAGGCACUAUGACAAGAAAGGAGAUGGGAUGAUUGACAGAGAAGAACUGCAUGAAGCUUGUGAUCAGGCAAACCUGCAUCUAGACAAGGUGCUCCUGGACCAGCUGUUUGAUUACUGUGAUGUGGAUCAGGAUGGCCUGAUUAGCUAUCUGGAAUUUGCCAACUUCCUUAACUGGAAAGACAAAGUACCUCUCACAGAGUAUGAGAAGAGGGUCAUUAUUAAAGGUACUAAACCAGACUGUGAAAACAUUACUGAGACCAGCAUGGGAGAGGCUGAACCAACCCUUCUGAUACGGCCUGAAGAUAUUGUCCCAAAGGAACCAGGAAGUUCUGAAGAGACUCUCCGGGUACUCCUGAGACCAAGUGACAAAGUUUCAAAACACUACAAGACAACUUCUUCUGAGAUCAGUGCAACUGUUGGAGCUGUUCCUUCUAUAUGUUAUCCCAUAUAUGGCGUUCCGACCGUUCGAUCUGACAUUCCUGCUCCUCGGAUUCGUCGAAUCAGUGACAGAAAUAACUAUGGUGAGGACGGCAAUGCUUACUCCCUGCUGCAUCCCUCCAUCUUCUCCCAGAAAGGCGUGUUUGAGAGGGACUUCUUCAAGGCCAGAUCAAAGGAAGAGAUUUCAAAUAUAUUAACUAACAUUGGAGUCAAGCUUUCUGAUGAAGAAUUUGAAAAUGUAUGGAACCUCGCAUCAAAAAAACACCACAGAGGAGAAGUUUGUGUUGAGACCAUCAGAAAUGUUCUAGAUGAGCUGCAGCAUGCAGGCCUAGUCAAGUGUAAAACGGUCAUGUGA